UUUUAUUUUCCGGGGGACCACAGAGCCGAUCAUGGCGACUCUCGGCGGCAGUCGCGGGGAUCGUCUCGGCAACACUAAUCAACAAAAGUCUUCGUUCGCAUCUCCGGAGAAAGUCCGUGAACUUCUUAACGCAGGAGUGUCAUCAGCAGACAACGGAUCCAACAGUGGACAUGGAAAUGGGAAAGUUCUGGAAGUAAAAAGCGACACUCAAGCACCUUGUCAGGCGACGAACGAAGAAGCCUUUUUCUCAAGAGUGGAGUCCUAUUCAUGUUUGAAAUGGGCAGGCAAACCCCGCACACUGUCCCCCCUGAUGUGUGCCAGAUAUGGCUGGAUCAACGUCGGCUGCGAUAUGCUCAAGUGCUCCAGCUGCCAGGCUUUCCUUUGUGCAUCACUACAACCAACUUUAGACUUUGAAAAAUAUGGAACCCGCAUUGCAGAGAUAUCAAGGCAACUUCAGACGCAGCAUGAAAAGUUUUGCCCCUGGCCUGACUUUCCAUGUCCAGAGCGGUACUGGCUGGUUCCAGCCUGUGAACCAUCAGCACUUCUCGCUGCCUUCCUAGAGCGCUUCCAGCGCACCUGUCUCCUUGCACAGCAGCUGCCUGCCAUGAAGCCAGAGCAGCUAAAGUCUAUGUCUUUGACUGAGGAUGUUAUCAGUGUUAUACUGCAGCUGAUAGAGGACGAACAAAAAAGAAAGGGAGAUUCUCCAUGUUCUCAACCUUUGGCGGUCCAGGUGGCUGCAUGCAUUGUUUGUCUCUGUGGCUGGGCUGCAAGCCCAGCUCUGCACGCGAUGAACCUGCCCAUCCUCACCUGCUCCUACUGUAUGCGCAAGGUGGGCUUGUGGAAUUUCCACCAGAUGGAGGGAACAUCAGGUGAUGGAGAUGUCUCACCCAACACUGUAGGCCCCCCUGCUCACACAACAGGUCCUGCCUCAACAGUCCCACAUGAGGGUCAGGUGGACCAGCCUGCUUCUGCGUCAUCCACCCCUGCUACAACUCCAUGUCGCAUGAAGCUGAGGAGCCAGGACUCCACCCGCUCUGACCAGGGUGAGGGAGCCUCCCCUGUGUCUUUGCGUGCCCGAAGCAGAGACUCACCAAGCCCCAGUGAAGAGCUGCAGAGUCCUUUGCCCAGGGGCAAAAGGCCUGCGACUCGUAGUAAAGGACAGGGGGACAACUCUGGGGCUGAUGGCGCUGCCAGCCUGUAUCACCCUCCUAAACGCCUGUGCCUCUCAUCAUUUGGUGGUCCUGAUGAGCUCAUGCACAAGAACGUAUUUGACCCCCUCGCUCAGCACAGAGACUGGUGUCCCUGGAUCUCUGUGGGAAAGGAGAAUGUGGAGCCAGGGACGUUGUCUGAUCGAGACUCAACACUUAAUCAACAGGGCUGGAAGGCUGCUCUAGAUCUCCUCAUGCCCAUGAAGAAGAACAAUACAGCAGGAGGCAGUCCAGGACAGGGCCCCCGUGACAAGUCUAAAAGGGUGUUUGCUAUAUUCCGUCAGUGGCAGGUAUCCUCCUCUCCGUCUCAGUAGACUGUUUCCAUCCGAACAGCAUCGCAACACUGAACCGAUGAACUGCCCUCUUUCUUUCUGUGGCACAGAGUCCGGAGUACCAAUGACAGGAGUGUCGUAUCAUAUCGAUGUAUGCCAUCCGUUAAAGUCGUGUUUACAGUCAAAGUGUUUCUGGAGGGAAAAGAAGUGGAAUGUGUCUUUAGGCAAAUGAAUGAGUGUCUUCUCUGUGAACAGUGACUUAUGUGAAGGAUGCCAGUGUGGCUUUUAAACCUUUGAAUUCUGAUUGGGAUGUGCAGAUAUAGGGGCCACUACAGCCCUUGGAUCAUGUGUAUACAUACAGUACGUAGUCAUCAUAGAACACAUCUCAGUGUACCAAUUGGCCACAAAGAAGGCAUUUACUAACCUCACAUGAAGUCUGCCUCGGUAGUCUUCGUGACAACAUGACAGUAUGUAUUUCUGUGGAAUAUAAGAGACAAGAGAUCUGUGAGAACGGGCUAAACGGCUUGACACUGGAAAGGCAAUGUUUACCUUCAAUGUAUGUUGAGUCAUAUGAGGGAGUGGUCAAUUUUUAACCUCAGAUUAGCAAAAAACAAACUGUGAGGAAGUCAUUUUUCUGUGUGUGUACUGUUGUGCUUGAAAGUUAACGUGGACAUGAGUUCUCUUUGAAAAGAACAAUCCUUUUGGAGUAGUGUUUUCAUUUUGUCAAUCCUGAUUACUGCAGGCAGGUAGAACCACGUGCCAUGAGCUACAAACCUGUUUUCUAUUAGUUUCAGGAUGGCUUGUACUUCCUUUUGCCUUCCUUUGACAUCUCACUGCUAAUGCAGUCCUCUCUAUCUUGCAUGUGCUUUUAUCUUCGUAGAGUUUCCUAAAAGGGUUUAAUAAAAUGCUCUUCUGAAA
This is a messenger RNA of Epinephelus lanceolatus (giant grouper), 2398 nucleotides long. RefSeq names its product zinc finger, C3HC-type containing 1 (gene zc3hc1). Gene Ontology annotation, molecular function: zinc ion binding. Gene Ontology annotation, cellular component: nucleus. The record is from RefSeq and is a predicted model, not a curated record. Lineage: Eukaryota; Metazoa; Chordata; Actinopteri; Perciformes; Serranidae.